This is a messenger RNA of Hyla sarda, 3408 nucleotides long. RefSeq names its product BCAS2 pre-mRNA processing factor (gene BCAS2). NCBI's taxonomy places the organism in Eukaryota, Metazoa, Chordata, Amphibia, Anura, Hylidae. Gene Ontology annotation, cellular component: precatalytic spliceosome; catalytic step 2 spliceosome; Prp19 complex. The record is from RefSeq and is a predicted model, not a curated record. Bases 65 to 736 code for a protein of 223 amino acids. Gene Ontology annotation, biological process: mRNA processing. The transcript is spliced from 7 exons.
CGCCGCAGAAUUACUACGUCAUCAGGAGCGCGCAUGCGUCUCUAAGUCGUUUCCAGGCUACGAGAUGGCGGGGACCGGUUUUGUGGCUGGAGACGUGGUGGUGGAUGCUUUACCGUAUUUUGACCAGGGGUACGAUGCACCGGGAGUGCGGGAGGCGGCAGCUGCACUGGUGGAAGAAGAAACCAGACGAUAUCGGCCAACGAAAAAUUACCUGAGUUAUUUACCUACUCCAGACUACAGUGCAUUUGAGACCGAAAUAAUGAGGAAUGAGUUUGAACGAUUAGCUGCUCGCCAGCCACUUGAGCUUCUCAGCAUGAAGAGAUAUGAAUUACCUGCACCUUCAUCUGGCCAGAGGAAUGAUAUCACUGCAUGGCAGGAGUGUGUCAACAAUUCAAUGGCUCAGCUAGAGCAUCAGGCUGUUCGUAUAGAGAAUCUGGAAAUCAUGUCUCAGCAUGGCUGUAAUGCCUGGAGGGUCUAUAAUGAAAAUCUAGUUCAUAUGAUUGAAUCUGCACAAAAGGAUCUUCAGAAGUUAAGAAAACGUAUUCAGGACAUGAAUUGGCAGAGGAAAAACUCACAACUUACAUCUGGAGCCAAGCUGAGAGAAAUGGAGUCAACGUGGGUAUCCCUUGUAAGUAAGAACUAUGAGAUUGAACGUGCAAUUGUACAGCUGGAGAAUGAAAUCAAUCAGCUGAAGCAACGGGAUGGCGAGAACAAAGAAAAUAUUGAGAAUUAUUAAGUGUAAUAAGAUUUAACCUGUUAAAAAGAAGCACUGAAUUUCAGUCAUGAAUCUUCAUUUGUGCUACAGCAUACAUAGCAUUUUUCUAGUGAUGGCUUUGAUAGAUGUCAACUGUAGAAGCAUCUUCAAAUUUCCAUCAUUUAGUGUUGUGAUGGGUGUGUACUCUUUGUGGUUCAGCAUUGACAGAACUCAAUUGCACCAUUUGUGUGUGCUUUUUUUUUUUUUUUUUUUUUUUUUUAUAAUAUAACUUGAAUAAAAUAAUUUUUAUUUGUCUAAUUUGGCUACCAUUUUCAAGUUUAUAAAAAUUUCUCCAGUCAGGAAAAGACUAGACUAUUUUUUUUUAUUUUUUAUGUUUUUAUGUUUUUUUUAGCUUUUUGACGAACAGAAAAUUUGUGAGCAAUGGCAAUGCGAAUGCAGUGGUCAGAAAUGUAUCAUUGUGACUUUCAGUGGGAAAAGUUGCAAUCGCCCCCAGCUGGUUUAAGGACCUUUCCUGCUCAGCCAAUCAGUGGCCGUAGUGGUGUCAUGUGUUAGACCAGUGAUUGGCUGAGCCUGUUAGGUCCUAUAUGCUGCUUGUCUGUGAAGAGACAUCUGACCAUAUGGAGGAGAGAUGACAUGUUGGGGGUGUAGACAUGAAAUAGAGUAGAUGUUUUAAUGGGGGAUAUGUUAAAUAGGGGUGUGGAAGUAAAUUGGGGGGGGGGAAUAUAAAAUGGACAGUGAGCAUGAAAUGGGGAAGACUAGACAUGAAAUUGAGGAAUUUCACCAUUUGUUUACCACAAUUGCAUAUUGAAAUCGUAACAUUUACACCCGUAUUCGCAAUCCAAACACAUCUAGAACAUUUAUGGCAUAGCCACAAGAUAUGCCAUAAAUGUACUCAAGAUAUGGGACCCACACCUAUCCUUGGAUCGAGAGCUCCCCAGGCUCCACUGGUUUACAGCUGUCAGGGGUUACACUCUGUCUGAUAGAUGCUGGUAUAGAUUUUUUCUAUAAUUCACGCCAGAUUUGGUGUAAAUUCCCCCCCAUACAAAGUGCUGGCUACUUUUUUGUAAAAUGCUUCUAAUGUAAGCCAUAAAAUUUCUUCUAAUUUAAGCCAGAAAACUGUCCUUUGUGGUUUAAUACCAGUUUUAUAUGUAUUGUAGAUAUAUUCAUGUUUGCAGAGACCAACAGCAAAGAAAUGGAAGUAACAUUUGUUUGCUUUAACCCCUUAACGACGGACGUAAAUGUACGUCCUGGUGAUGCGGUACUUAACGCACCAGGACGUAAAUUUACGUCCUCAGCAUAACCGCGGGCAUCGGAGCGAUGCCCGCAUAAUGCGCGGCAGGUCCCGGCUGUUGAUCGCAGCCAGGGACCCGCCGGUAAUGGCGGACACCCGCGAUCCUGCGGAUGUCUGCCAUUAACCCCUCAGAUGCCGUGAUCAAUACCGAUCACGGCAUCUGCAGCAUCGCGGGCACAUAAUUGGAUGAUCGGAUGGCCCGCAGCGCUGCCGCGGCGAUCCGAUCGUCCAGCAUGGCAGCUGGAGGUCCCCUCCUUGCUCCGCUGCCUUCCGGGAGUCUUCUGCUCUGAUCUGCCUUCCCGCAGACCAGAGCAGAAGAUGACCGAUAACCCUGAUGAGUGCUAUGUCCUAUACAUAGCACUGAACAGGAUUAGCAAUCGAGUGAUUGCUUUAAAUAGUCCCCUAUGGGGACUAUUAAAGUGUAAAAAUAAAAGAAUAAAGUGUAAAAAUAAAAAAUAAAGUAAAAAAAAAUGUGAAAAACCCCCUCCCCCAAUAAAAACGUAAAUUGACCCAUUUUCCCUAUUUCACCCCCAAAAAGUGUUAAAAAUAUUUUAUAUACAUAUUUGGUAUCGCCGCAUGCGUAAAUAUCUGAACUAUUAAAAUAAAAUGUUAAUGAUACCGUACGGUGAACGGCGUGAACGUAAAAAAGUCCAAAAUAGCUGCUUUUUUUAUAACAUUUUAUUCCCAAAAAUUUUUUAUAAAAAAUGUAUUACGUUUUAUAUAAGCAAAUAUGGUAUCAAUAAAAAGUACUGAUCACGGCGCAAAAAAUUUGCCCUCAUACCGCCGCUUAUACGGAAAAAUGAAAAAGUUAUAGGUCUUCAAAAUAGGGGGAUCUUAAACGUACUAAUUUGGUUAAAAAGUUUGUGUAUGUUAUCACGGGUAUCAUUUUAAUCGUAUUGACCUAAAGAAUAAAGAAUACACGUUACUUUUACCAUAAAUUGUACGGCGUGAAAACGAAACCUUCCAAAAUUAGCAAAAUUGCAGUUUUCUUUUUAAUUUCCCCACACAAAUAGUAUUUUUUGGUUGCGUCAUACAUUUUAUGGUAAAGUGAGUGAUGGCAUUACAACGGACAACUGGUCGCGCAAAAAAAAGCCCUCAGACUAGUCUGUGGAUGAAAAUAUAAGAGUUAUGAUUUUUUGAAGGCGAGGAGGAAAAAAUGAAAACGUAAAAAUUUAAUUUUCUGCGUCCUUAAGGCCCAAAUGGGCUGUGUCCUUAAGGGGAUAAUAUGUAUAUAUUUUAGAACUAAAAAUUACUGUAUAAAAAAUGGGAUCUAAGUAACAAAAUAGAAUGUGCUCUCGAACUGAAUUUUAGUCUAUGGAUUGUAUUACAAAUAUAUAUACAUAAAGUUAAAACAAAACGGUUAAUUCCUACUAAUCUGAGGAACAUUAAACAUUGAAACUGA